AUGGCGUCUAGUAUCUUAGGGAUACUAAAACAAGUUUGGUCUCCGUAUCUUCGUACUUCAUGUUCCACAUAUUUUGUCACAAUUUACAUUCCAUUUGCAGAGACACGAAGUCGUGCCAAAGAUGAUAUCAAGCGGGUAAUGCAAGUUGUCGACAAAGUGCGACAUUGGGAAAAGAAAUGGGUCACCAUAGGUGAAACGACGAUGAAAAUCUACAAAUGGGUUCCUAUAUCUACACUUGAGCAGAAAAAAAAAGGAAAAGUUAUUGGUGACAAAGAGAACAGUUUAGCUAGAAAAGCUGGUAUGGAUUCCUCAAACUCAAAUUUCGGUCUUGCGGAGGACUCUAAUACCUGUUUUUCAACCGUGAGUGACUCACAGGGACUGACAGAUUUCUCCGCACAUCUUGGUUUCUCCGAAGACUCAAAUUCGCAGAACAGCGAGCCAACGCCUAAGAGAUUGAAGACUGAUUAAGUUUUAUUCAGGUACACGAUUAUCAAAUAUUCAAGCAAAAUUGACUUUGCAUUAAGUUAUAUACUCUAACCUUUUAAAAGUGUGCAAAAAGUUUGUCCAUUCUACCGCAUACUUGUAAAUCUCGGCAAGUGUUGUAUUACUGAACGAUAAUAAAGGUUUGAUCAUA
Molecule: messenger RNA, 634 nt
Organism: Diprion similis
Lineage: Eukaryota; Metazoa; Arthropoda; Insecta; Hymenoptera; Diprionidae
Gene: BCL7-like
Product: B-cell CLL/lymphoma 7 protein family member A
Source: RefSeq, a predicted model, not a curated record